This is a messenger RNA of Puma concolor (puma), 582 nucleotides long. It is a transcript of the gene CSRP2, whose product is annotated as cysteine and glycine rich protein 2. Lineage: Eukaryota; Metazoa; Chordata; Mammalia; Carnivora; Felidae. Gene Ontology annotation, biological process: muscle tissue development; sarcomere organization. The record is from RefSeq and is a predicted model, not a curated record. Gene Ontology annotation, molecular function: actinin binding; structural constituent of muscle. Gene Ontology annotation, cellular component: Z disc; cytoplasm; nucleus.
AUGCCCGUGUGGGGAGGUGGAAACAAGUGCGGGGCGUGUGGGAGGACCGUGUACCACGCAGAAGAGGUGCAGUGUGAUGGGAGAAGCUUCCACCGCUGCUGCUUUCUGUGCAUGGUUUGCAGGAAGAAUUUAGAUAGCACCACAGUGGCAAUUCACGAUGAAGAGAUCUACUGCAAAUCCUGCUAUGGAAAGAAGUAUGGGCCCAAAGGCUAUGGUUAUGGCCAGGGCGCUGGCACGCUCAACAUGGACCGGGGUGAGAGGCUGGGCAUCAAGCCAGAGAGUGUUCAACCUCAUAGGCCUACAACAAAUCCAAACACUUCUAAAUUUGCUCAGAAGUAUGGAGGUGCUGAGAAGUGCUCCCGAUGUGGGGAUUCCGUGUAUGCUGCUGAGAAGAUAAUCGGAGCUGGAAAGCCCUGGCACAAAAACUGUUUCCGGUGUGCCAAGUGUGGGAAGAGUCUUGAAUCAACAACUCUGACUGAGAAAGAAGGCGAAAUCUAUUGUAAAGGAUGCUACGCAAAGAACUUUGGGCCCAAGGGAUUUGGCUAUGGUCAAGGAGCAGGAGCCCUUGUUCAUGCUCAGUAA